GACAUUGUGGAAUUAGGAAGCGGCAACAGGAGUUAGUAUUUUAUUUUCACUCAGGCUUUCAUUUGUGGUCGCAAUGUUUUGAAGUUAGUUUAGCUAUGUUUACUCAAAUAUAGGUCUCAGUGAAAAUAGCAUUGCUAAAAGAAUUACUUGCAACCACGAGGAGAGUAAUUUCAGGCUUCCAAUAUAAAAUCAAUCUACAAUGGAAGCCUUCAAGCUGCUGGUCAUGUGCAUUGGAUUCGUCACGACAGUCGAUAUUUCUGUUAGAGUUCAAUUCAGAGGCAGUGCAAUGAUGAAGCCGUACCGACAGGAGGAAACGAUCACGGCAAAGAAUGAGAAAGAGUUGAGAGAAAAAUUGGCUGAAAAGCUGGAAAACGCGUUACUGGACAAACAGAUCGAUGAGGUUACCAUAACAACCGAAGUUUCCCAUGGCAACGAGGUUUAUUCAACCCAAGUCGCCAAGUUUGACGCAACAACUCCAAAUGAUCUGGAUGGCACGACUUUCGUUGCCACUACUAAAGGUGAUGACAUCACGAAAGCCGUUACGUCAUCUAGCUACCGCGCAGAGAAAGAUCUUGACGUCACAACAACGACUGUGAUUGAAAACGUGUUCACAACUCGAUCAAUCACUUCUAUUGCUUCCACUAGAUCGUUCCAGGAGUCGACUACGACCACAGACUGUGGCGUGGUUAACAAUUCAAAAUGUUUUCGAGCGAUUGUUUAUAGCACAUGGAACGUCACAUCAAGCGUCGCUGAAUCUCUUUGCGAAAACAAACUGGCUAACAUUUAUGACGUCACACACUACAACCUGCUUCGAGAUUAUUUACGAUCAAUGAUUCCUGAUGGAAUGUCAAGGAUUUGGGUUCGUACGGGAAUGACUUACGAGAACGGUCAGCUGUAUUCAACGACGGACCAAGCUAUGUCUCUGCCAACUGAGGUUUGGUAUCCUGAUUAUCCGAAGAUCUAUGCAUCGUCCACAACUGUUGUUGUUUUUGUCACUCGUGACCAGGAAGACAAAUAUCAAGGGAUUUAUAAUGCCUCUCCUAAUGCAUAUUACGGAGCCAUCUGUGAAAAUGAUUUGUAA
Molecule: messenger RNA, 1081 nt
Organism: Styela clava
Lineage: Eukaryota; Metazoa; Chordata; Ascidiacea; Stolidobranchia; Styelidae
Source: RefSeq, a predicted model, not a curated record